Caretta caretta (loggerhead turtle) is the source of this 741-nucleotide messenger RNA. RefSeq names its product trypsin-like. Gene Ontology annotation, biological process: proteolysis. Gene Ontology annotation, cellular component: secretory granule. Gene Ontology annotation, molecular function: serine-type endopeptidase activity. Lineage: Eukaryota; Metazoa; Chordata; Testudines; Cheloniidae. The record is from RefSeq and is a predicted model, not a curated record.
AUGGAGCUGCUGAACAUCGUGUUGCUGCUAGUGCCGGCAGUGAUAGCACAGACGGACACACGGAUCAUUGGGGGCUACCCCUGUGAGAGACCCCAGCCCUGGCAGGCCGCUAUCUACGAUUUAAACCGGCUGUACUGCGGAGGGGUGCUCAUCAACAAGGACUGGGUGCUGACGGCUGCCCACUGCAGGCUGCCUGGCACCACCAACAUACGGCUGGGCGAGUACAACCUGCGGAAGGUGGAUGAGACCGAGCAGCUCCGGGUGGCUGCGAAGAUCAUUCCCCACCCCAACUACGACCCCGCCACCAAGGACAACGACAUCAUGCUCAUCAAACUCGCCACCCCCGCGCAGCUGAAUAACAAUGUGCACCCCAUCGCACUGGCCAGCAGCGCCGCCCAGCCGGGGGUCAUCUGCCAGGUGUCCGGAUGGGGCACCACCACCUCCCCACAACCGUCAUUCCCGGCUUUGCUGCAAUGCGCUGACCUCAGGAUCCUCUCAGCGUCGGAAUGUCGACAAGCCUAUUCCAGCCUGGUCACUGACAACAUGCUCUGUGCCGGCGCCAGACAAGGAGGCAUCGAUUCCUGCCAGGGUGACUCCGGGGGUCCCCUGGUAUGCGGCGGGAUCCUCCAAGGCAUUGUGUCGUGGGGGUUGGAGGAGUGCGCCCAACAUAACAAACCGGGUGUCUACACCAAGGUCAGCAAAUACAUCAACUGGAUCCAGCAAACCAUACGGGGUGGGUGA